GUUAUAGGCUACCAGCCUAACAAGACCUUAAAUGGCAAUUUCUCUAAUUAAUUGUAAAAUUCAUUGUUUUAUACAUUUGAAAAUUUAAAUGUGUAAACACAUUUAAUUCCUGUUCGAGUAAUUUUAUAUACAUAUUUCUUUUACAGGGAAUAAAGUCCCAGUAGUAAUACGAGACUCCAAUGUCUCAUCCACUUUGUACCUUAAUGCAGAGUAAUAGAGCUAUAAUGUAAACAACCGUUUUACGAAGGCUAUAUAUAGGGGGAAAAAACUGGAAAAAUUGUUAUCAUCUUUCUCACAAAUUUCGGCGUGUCGCCCAGCGACACUCGCGCAUUUUUUCACGAUACAUUUUUCAUUAGGCGACCGAGGGAAAAGCUCUUUUACUGCCGGAGGAGAUGGAGAUGAUACGGACGAGCCUGCUGGCAGUGGGCGCAAGCGGAGGCGGAGGCGAGGCCACGGCUGGAAAUGUCGGAGGUGGCGGCGGCGGCGGUGAUGGUUACAAUGCCGAGAUGACCGCUUCGGCGGUGCCCGAGGAGCUCUUCCGGAAAUACACGGAAACCGAUUCGCGACCUUUGACCCCGGCGCCCACGCUCGCCAGCGGCCCAACGGCGUUAACUGGCCGCCCGGCCCAGGAGGAUUUGCCGGUGACCUGCAAUCCGCGCGAGCGCACCACCCUGGUCCUGGAUCUCCGGACGAGCUCGCAGAAUCAGCAGGUGGAAAAUGAGACUUUCAGCUGGCACGCUCUCACACUGGAACUGCCGCCUACGCCUCGGAAAAGCGAGAUAUUUGUCUGCAAACCGAUCUCCCGGCCACAACAAUCGUUAGCGGCACCCGUGCCUGUGCCGCCUCCUCCGUCACCUCCCUCGCCUAUCGCUGAAAAAUGCGAAACGAGCUCGUCUCGAAACGCGGAGGAAGAGGCCGACAGCGAGCAGCAACCGGCAAUUACACGAAGACGGGGAAAGCGAUUGCGUAAAAGAAAGUGUAGGAGGGAUUCGACUUACGGCCAACAAACGGAAGUUCGCGAUCCGCUCGAGCCUACGGUGACACAGGUCUCGCAGGUCGGGGAUGGAUCACGGCGAUCGUCGCUUCACGUAAACACCGGCGAGGUCGAUGGCUCCUCGACGUCUCCCAAGAGAACGUCUCCCGCGCAGACAACGAGUCACACGAUGCCUCCGAGUUUCCUCGCGCCAGACGUCUUGAAGCACUUGUGCAGAGAGCUAGAUCGUGACAAGGUGGAGACGGAAUUCUCAAUCAAGAGACGGAUUGCACUAGAGGAAGCGUUGCGGGUGAAAGGCGAUACGUACUCGCGCGGAUCUCGUCAAACUAGUGCUGGUCCAUCGGUGGAAAACGCUCCCCGGAUAUUCUCCCGUCAAACGGCGCGAUUUGAACUGCUCGACAGUCAGAGUCUUCGUGGAUUAACGUCGCUUCAGUAUCUCAGCAAGCAUGCGUACAUCACGUCGGGAAGAAAGCUGAUAUUCGGUCGAAUAUUUAAUAAGUUUAACGAAGAGGCGUUGCACAGCGCGCGACGCAUUUCACCGAGCGACGUCGAAGAGGCUCUUCGGGAAGUGGUCGGCAAGGCAUUAACGGACGAACAACGAUCUUAUAUGAAGUCUGUGACAGGAGACGUAUCGCAACCACUGGGAUUUAGGGAGUGGUGCGGAUUGUGCGCCGCUGUCGAAAGGCUGCUGUGUCCUUUGCCGUCGAGGGAGAGCGAUCCGCCAACGUGGCUCGAAAGAACGGACUUCGAAGCUCUGGAACGAAGACUCAAGUCAGCCGGAACGGUGGAUUCCACGUUGACGUUAUUGUUGAAGGAGAUUCGUGAUAGAUAAAAUAUAACGUUUCUUAUU
This is a messenger RNA of Temnothorax curvispinosus, 1844 nucleotides long. RefSeq lists its product as uncharacterized. The transcript is spliced from 6 exons. NCBI's taxonomy places the organism in Eukaryota, Metazoa, Arthropoda, Insecta, Hymenoptera, Formicidae. Bases 393 to 1826 code for a protein of 477 amino acids. The record is from RefSeq and is a predicted model, not a curated record.